This is a messenger RNA of Eimeria maxima, 471 nucleotides long. RefSeq lists its product as hypothetical. Gene Ontology annotation, biological process: post-translational protein targeting to membrane, translocation; SRP-dependent cotranslational protein targeting to membrane, translocation. The annotation marks the transcript as partial. Gene Ontology annotation, cellular component: membrane; Sec61 translocon complex. The record is from RefSeq and is a predicted model, not a curated record. Gene Ontology annotation, molecular function: signal sequence receptor activity; ribosome binding; transmembrane protein transporter activity. NCBI's taxonomy places the organism in Eukaryota, Apicomplexa, Conoidasida, Eucoccidiorida, Eimeriidae. The transcript has 5 exons.
AUGGGAUGCUGUCUCCUUCGUUUCUUAUCGCUGGUGAAGCCAGCGAUGUGCAUCUUGCCGGAGGUGCAUGCACCCGAGCGUCGUGUUCCUUUUCCAUCUAAUAGAGGUACUCUUAUGGAGUUAGGCAUUACUCCUAUUGUUACGAGUGGUAUGGUUAUGCAACUUCUUGCUGGAUCCAAGAUUAUUCAAGUUGAUCAAAGUCUUAAGGAAGACAGAGCUCUCUUCCAAGGAGCACAAAAACUGUUGGCACUGUUGAUUACCACUGGUGAGGCUGUUGCAUACGUCAUCAGCGGCAUGUAUGGACCCGUCUCGGAGAUUGGAGCAGGCAGCGCAUUAUUGAUUAUUCUUCAGCUUUUCUUCGCGGGUGUUGUUGUUAUUAUAUUAGAUGAACUUUUACAAAAAGGUUAUGGUUUAGGUAGUGGUAUUUCUUUGUUUAUUGCAACAAAUAUCUGCGAGACUAUUGUAUGGAAG